AUGGCGGGGGAGGUUGUCGACGACGACGACGACCAAAUAGUGGCCUUCUUGCAAGCACUCCUUCAGACAGAGUUUCCACCUUCUGAUCUUCUUCAUACAAGACUUCAUCGACCUUUUGGUGGUUUUGCCUUAACUUUUGGUAGCGGUUGUGGUGGUGACCCUCUGGGAGGACUCUUCGGUGGUUUUCUCUUAACCUUUGGUGGUGGUGAUGGUGGUGACCCUCUGGGAGGACUCUUCGGUGGUUUUGACUUCACCUUUGGUUUUGGUGGUGGAGGUGUUGGUGUUGGUGGUGGUGACCCUAUGGGAGGACUCUUUGGUGGUUUCCUCUUCCUUCUGCAUAUGGGUGGUGGUGAGUCUGGUGACCCUCGGGGAGGACUCUUUGGUGGUUUUGACUUCACCUUUGGUGCUGGUGGUGCUGGUGGUGACCCUCCGGGAGGACUCUUUGGUGGUUUUCUCUUCAACUUUGGUACUGGUGGUGGUGGUGGUGCAGGUAGUGGUGGAGGUGGUGGUGGUGCUAUGGGAGGACUCUCUGGUGGUUUCCUCUUCCUUCUCCAUUUGGGUAUAGAUUUUUCUCCAUCACUGAGCUCUUCUUCUUGA
Messenger RNA from Ilex paraguariensis (yerba mate), 597 nucleotides. The record is from the annotation of a GenBank genome assembly. Lineage: Eukaryota; Viridiplantae; Streptophyta; Magnoliopsida; Aquifoliales; Aquifoliaceae.